AUGGCGAGCUUCAAUAUCCAUCUCACCACCAACCUUCCAACAACAGCCUCCCUGGAGUUGGAGAGUUCCAAUGCUAGCUACGACGAAAACAUGAUGGAGCAGCUAAAGCAACACGCAGCUUCCCUCGGCAAUCCGUUAUGGGGGCUGGCAGGCCCACACGAUGCCCCGGACUCCAACGAACUCUCCGGAUCAUGGCAAUCCCCUUACGGCGAUUUCUUCCUCUCGUGGUACUACAACCAGCUGCAUGCUCUCACUCCAUGGCCUCGGAUGUCUUCACAAACAACACGGACGGGAAAGAUGCAUACGCCGAGAUGUUUGCUCAAAACUCGAUCGUGCGGGAUGAUCGUUUCUGGGAUCGGACGAUCAGCAACCCGACCAGCCAAUUCCAGUCCGGAGAUGUUGCUUAAGCAGAUUCAAGCGGCGUGCAAGAAGCAUGGAGUUGGGGUUUCUGGGAUGAACUCCGGUCUCCGUUUGAAUGGGUUUGACCGGAUAAGGAUGAAUGUUGUGGGGGAUGCGAAUAACGUGGUUGAUUUGUUUAAUUUACUUACCAGAGAAUGGGAGCGGAGUUCUUCUCGCCGGAGCAUUUUCACCCAGUUUGCUCGGGGGCUGAAUGAGCCUUUUGCUGGGCUGGAUUCGGAUGAUCUUCCUACGGAAGAGACUCUUCCGGUGGAGGCUUCUGUACCGUCGAAUGCCGAAAUGCAAACGGCCUAA
Linum tenue is the source of this 711-nucleotide messenger RNA. The record is from the annotation of a GenBank genome assembly. Lineage: Eukaryota; Viridiplantae; Streptophyta; Magnoliopsida; Malpighiales; Linaceae.